Messenger RNA from Betta splendens (Siamese fighting fish), 1646 nucleotides. It is a transcript of the gene cenpx, whose product is annotated as centromere protein X. Gene Ontology annotation, molecular function: protein heterodimerization activity. The transcript is spliced from 5 exons. Gene Ontology annotation, biological process: kinetochore assembly; resolution of meiotic recombination intermediates; DNA repair. NCBI's taxonomy places the organism in Eukaryota, Metazoa, Chordata, Actinopteri, Anabantiformes, Osphronemidae. The record is from RefSeq and is a predicted model, not a curated record. Bases 58 to 306 code for a protein of 82 amino acids. Gene Ontology annotation, cellular component: Fanconi anaemia nuclear complex; FANCM-MHF complex.
AAAUGCGUGUGACCAAUCCCAAGCCAGAGCGCCAAAUCUUGUCAUAGAAUCAAAAACAUGGCGGAACAGCAAGACGUCGAAAUUAGCUUCAGAAAGGACACGGUCGGCAAACUGUUGUGUAGUUUCUUCAGGGAGGACAAAACCAGACUUAGCGGCGAUGCUGCGCUGCUCAUGGCAGAGAUGCUGAACGUGUUCGUCCAAGAGGCUGCACUGAGAUCACAGAAACAAGCUGAAUCCGAGGACUGUGACCGAGUAGACAUCGAGCACUUUGAGAAGGUCCUUCCUCAGCUGCUGCUGGACUUUUAGCACAGCUUCAACACAAGAUGGCGCCAGAGAGCUGUCUGCUCGUCCCUACGUGAGACCUACUACCUCGGUUCUUAACGCACGUUGAUUCGAGCUGAUGUUUAUUUUUUUUCCCGUUUAACUGCAGUUUAAUUAUCACCCAGAUGUAAGAUUCACGUUGUGUAUUUAUUCAAGUCGUGGGAUUUAAGUAGAAAGCAGCAGCGGUGCUGUUCGCACGCCUCCGUGCCACCACCAACACGGCCCACCUGUGCUCCUCUUUGCAACAACAGGUGCUUCCAGUAUGCUCCAUGGCUCCCUUCAUCAAAGCCUCCUGGAGCAGUUGGAAGCAAUUAGAGUAAUAAGGGGAGCAGCCAGUCCCUUAGAUGAUGACAAGUGCUAGGAAAAAAGGAGUACCCCCUCCGGCCACUUUGAAGUUCCCUUUUGCUGUCCUGCGAUGUUUAGUUAGAGGUGGGGGGGGGCAAAGGGGACCUCUGGCACAUGGGGAAAGUUGAAUGGGAGUGUGUGUGUGCACGAAGGGCGUGCAUGUGUUAGCUAAACAUGACCAGGGACCACACGCAUAGAUGCUCUGUUUGAAAGGACGCAAAACAAAACACAUUGGAACAUGGUCCAAGAAGAGCGGGGUGUAAUUCUGAAGGUAAAUAAACAGAAGGGGUGAGUAGCAGAGGUGCUUUCUCCCCUUUCAUCACGGCAUAUGAGGAAGUUGAGCAAGGUUAAUGCAGGGUGUUUUAACCCAAGUGCCUCUGAUGGGUCUCCAGCGGUGGUGUGUUUGACCAACGUGUCUUCAGAGUGAGUCAGCAUCGCUGUACAACACCUCACACUGUUUAUUUGUGUGGCUCGUUGCGAGUACAAAUGCUGCUCACGUACAGCUGGAAGCAACUUAGAGCGAAGUCAAGAGUCCAGGCUCAGGUGGCUGCUCAAGGACGCAGCGCUUGGAAUUUGACCUUUUUUUUUUUUUUUUUUUUUUUUUUUUGUAGGGCACGUUUUAGCAGUGUCCAGACUGGAUUUCUGUUUCACAGGAGUAAAUUUCACAGCAGGCCAUAAGUGAAAGGCCUUUCAGUUUAAUGGGCCACAUAAGGAAGAAACCUAAUGAUAGAGAAGCAAAUGGCUCAUUAGGGUAACGAUUAUAAACUUAAAGCAACUCCUGCUCCCUCGUUUUGUAAAGAGGUGUAAACGGCAAAAUUUGUUUCUUUAUUGCGACCAAACUGAUCAGUACAUUUUGUAGCUAUUUUUUUUGAAUAUGGCAUUAGUUUUAUAAACCCUUACUCGGUUUACUAGCGUUAAAAUGAAUCUUUUCCAAUUCCUAAUCACUGUAGAUGAAAUAAAAUUAUUUUCCUUUCUCUCUG